CAGCAUAAUGAUCGGUUUGAUUGCAACAAUCUAUAACUUGUGAAUGUGGCUGCGCUAAAAAGAGGGGCAGCUUAAGGAGCGCUGGCACGGAAAUACAAUUUAAAAAGGUGUUCGAUCGCUCUGGACGUGUUAUCUUGCGUUAAAAAAUCUGGGAAGAAGACGCUGCAAAGUAUCACCGAAAGAUCGUGAUCUUUCCGAUGGAAGCUGGGGGAGUGACUGAAAGUCAGCCUCGAUGCCUGCCUCUCUUUUCUGCCAUAAACUGAUGUGCGGAGAUGGUCCUUGAUCAACAUGCGAGGAGUUGGCGAAAUUCAUACGUCGUAGUGCUAUCGCAGGGGCUUUUUAUGUCGUUUUUCUUUUAUUUUUUAUUUUACCAAUAGAUAUCAUUCAUAAAGGGACAAAUUAAGCCUUGUUAUUUCUGCGCUAGACUUCAGUUCAAUUGAAGGAGUGAAUUAACAACCGCAUCACGAAAAGGAGUCCGAUAGAUCGAAUAAAAGGCACUUAAAGAAACAUUCAGAAAAAAAUCAAGAUUUUUUGUAUUGUUUUCCACUCUUGAUUGACCUUUAGUUUGGUUCCUGCAUGAAAAGUCCCGUGGAAAGUCAAGGAAAGCAGUAUGCCGCGGAGAAAGCAACAAGAACCGAGGCGAUCCGCAGCUUACAUACCUGAGGAUGAGCUCAAGGCAGCCACGAUCGAUGAGGAACACUUGCAGGAUGACGGCCUGUCCCUGGACGGCCAGGACGCUGAGUUCCUGUGCAACGAGGAGGAGGAUGGCAAGGACCUGCCCAGCUACCAGAACUCCCCUUUCAGCACCGCCACCAACCCGGACGCGGGGUACGGCUCCCCGCUCAGUGAUGCCAGCGAGCAGCUGGCCGACUUCAAGAGCACCUCCUCCAAGGACGGCCAGGACAGAGAGGAGGCCUGCGGCGCGGACAAUGGCCUGCACCUGCAGGACAGCCUGGCGCAGAUGAAAGCCGUCUAUGCAAACCUGAUCUCGGACGCCUCCUGGUCCAGCAUUGCCAUGGACAUCAUGAAAGCCAAGCCGAUCGGCGGCGGCAACAGCAUCAGCAGCGGCCACAACGGGCGGAGCGGCGUCGCCAACAAUCACAUCAGCAGCAGCAGCAGCAGCAGCAGCAGCAACAGUAGCGCUAACAUCACCGCCACCACUAACACCACCACCACCUCCAACAACAAUCCCAACAACAGCAGCAGUGGCAGCAGCAGCGGCAACAGCGGGGCUGCCAAUGGCGGGGGCAUCACCUAUGACUGGCACCAAGCCGCUCUGGCUAAAACCCUGCAGCAGACCCCUUACCACCUCCUGCCCGAGCCCAGCCUCUUCAGCACUGUACAGCUGUACCGGCAGAACAACAAGCUCUACGGCCCUGUGUUCACCGGGGCCAGCAAGUUCAGGUGCAAGGACUGCAGCGCAGCUUACGACACUCUGGUGGGCCUCACCGUCCACAUGAACGAGACAGGACACUACCGGGAUGACAACAAGGACAAAGAGGAGGACAGGGGUAAGAGAUGGUCCAAGCCAAGGAAGCGCUCCCUUAUGGAGAUGGAGGGGAAGGAAGAUGCCCAGAAAGUCCUCAAGUGCAUGUACUGCGGGCACUCAUUCGAGUCCCUGCAGGAUCUGAGCGUCCACAUGAUCAAAACGAAACAUUACCAGAAAGUGCCUCUCAAAGAACCGGUGCCAGCCCUUGCCUCCAAGCUGGUUCCCUCUACCAAAAAGCGAGCACUUCAGGACUUGGUCUCACCCUGCUCCCCAGAGACUGUUAGUGGCAUGCCCCUUGGGGAGAGCACGAAGGAUCCAAAAGCAGCCAAUCCUUACGUUACACCUAACAACCGCUAUGGCUACCAGAAUGGAGCCAGCUACACUUGGCAGUUUGAGGCACGCAAGGCCCAGAUUCUGAAGUGCAUGGAGUGUGGGAGCUCCCAUGAUACUUUGCAGCAGCUGACCGCCCACAUGAUGGUUACUGGACAUUUUCUCAAAGUCACAAAUUCGGCAUCGAAAAAGGGGAAGCAGCUAGUGUUCGACCCCGUGGUGGAGGAAAAGAUCCAGUCCAUCCCUUUGCCCCCCACCACAACACGGCUGCCGGUUCCUAAUAUCAAGUCCCAGCCCGAGUCCCCAGCUCACUCCUCAGGCUCUGAGGAAAAGAGAGAACCGGAAGAAGAGAAGAUGGAGGUGAGCGAGCCCGAGAAAAAGAUCAAAGAGGAGAAAGAGGAGCCCAGUGAGAAGACUGAAACAAAUGCUACGUAUAAGUACCUCAGGGAGGAGGACUUGGAAGAGACUCCCAAGGGUGGGAUAGAUAUCCUUAAGUCCUUAGAAAACACGGUGUCCAGUGCAAUCAGCAAGGCCCAGACAGGCACCCCAACUUGGGGAGGAUAUCCCAGCAUCCAUGCCGCCUAUCAGCUCCAGAGCUCAAUGAAAUCCUCGCUCCCUGCUGUUCAGAGCGUCCAGGUGCAGCCGUCAUUCAACAGCAGCCUGAAAGCCCUGUCGUCUGACCUGGGCUCGGUGAUCCACUCCUCCAGGAGCCCGUCCCCACCCCAUCCCCACAGAAACAACGUCUCGGCCAUGGAGGAGCUGGUGGAAAAGGUCACGGGGAAAACCUCUGUGAAGAAGGAGAAGGAGGAAAAGGCUCCAGACAAAUGCAAACCCGCGCCUGUCAAACCGCCUUCGCCCGUAUCGUCAAGCGAGUACAGUCGGGAUUCGCCCCGGCCGGAUGACCUGAGUGCUAAACCGGCGAAGAAUGGCCAUGCCAAUGCGUAUGUGGAGCCCGUCUGCAAGAGAGAGCCCAAAGAGAGCCUGGUAGAUAAUCAUCUGAAGAAUGGCACAGAGGCCCUGGCAUCGCCGGUCAGCAAUGGCUGUAACAGUUUGGGGAUUAUCACAGACCAUUCACCAGAACAGCCUUUUGUCAACCCCCUCAGCGCGUUGCAGUCCAUAAUGAACACUCACCUGGGCAAGGCGUCGAAACCCGCAGGCCCAGCCUUGGACCCUCUGGCCAUGCUGUAUAAAAUCAGCAACAGCAUGAUGGAAAAGCCCAUCUACAACCCAACUCAGGUUAAGCCAGCAGAGUCCAUAAACAGAUACUACUACGAAUGCAACGACCAGCCCAUGGAUUUGAGGAAAUCCAAAAACAGCAACGGUAGCACCAACCACAGCAGCUCGUCCACUCCGGUCAACAGCAACGGCGGCGGCAGCAACCGGCCCAUCCUCCCCGGUUUGUCGGAGUCCGUUUCCUCGCCGCUCCGAGAGAACGCACUGAUGGACAUCUCCGACAUGGUGAAGAACCUAACAGGCCGGCUGACGCCAAAAUCCUCCACCCCUUCCUCCGUUUCGGAGAAGUCAGACGCAGAUGGGAGCACUUUUGAGGACGCCCUGGAGGAGCUGUCUCCCGUCCAGAAGAGGAAAGGCCGACAGUCCAACUGGAACCCCCAGCACCUCCUCAUCCUCCAGGCCCAGUUUGCUUCCAGCCUCCGGGAAACCCCCGAGGGGAAGUACCUGAUGACUGACCUGGGCCCCCAGGAGCGGGUGCACAUCUGCAAGUUCACGGGGCUCUCCAUGACCACCAUCUCUCAUUGGCUGGCCAACGUGAAAUACCAGCUGAGGCGGACGGGCGGGACCAAGUUCCUAAAGAACAUAGACUCCGGCCAGCCGGUGUUCCUGUGCAGUGACUGUGCCUCGCAGUUCAGGACUCCCUCCAGCUACAUCAGCCACUUAGAGUCGCAUUUAGGCUUCAGCGUCAAGGACCUCUCCAAGCUGUCCGUCGACCACAUCAGGGAGCAGCAGGCCGUCUCCACGGUGAUAAUGGACAAGGCCUUCAGUCCCCUGGGACUCACCGAGGAAGACUCUGGCUCCAUAUUCCAGUGCAAGCUGUGCAAUCGGACUUUCGUCAGCAAGCACGCAGUCAAACUGCACCUCAGCAAAACACAUGGCAAGUCGCCGGAGGAUCACCUGAUCUACGUGUCUGAACUGGAGAGGCUGGAGAAACCGUAGAGUCCAGGGGAGCAGCUGUGUAAACUGAACAGAGAAUCAUUGCACUAAAGUUGAUCACAGCACUGCAUUGGGCCGGAACUGAGCCUUUGAAAUCAGUCUUACUUAUGUUGUGAAACUGCCUAA
Molecule: messenger RNA, 4114 nt
Organism: Megalops cyprinoides (Indo-Pacific tarpon)
Lineage: Eukaryota; Metazoa; Chordata; Actinopteri; Elopiformes; Megalopidae
Gene: tshz1
Product: teashirt zinc finger homeobox 1
Exons: 3
Coding region: 611-3991 (1126 amino acids)
Biological process (GO): regulation of transcription by RNA polymerase II
Cellular component (GO): nucleus
Molecular function (GO): DNA binding; DNA-binding transcription factor activity, RNA polymerase II-specific
Source: RefSeq, a predicted model, not a curated record